AUGGCUGAUACUAAAAAAAGGGAGAAUGAUGAAUCGGAUAGAGGCAAUGAAAGGAAGAAGGUAAGAAGAAGCACAAGUGAUACAAUUGAUAUUCUGCAUAACAUUUUCUGCUGGAGCAACAACAAAGCUGGCAAGCAAUGCUUAUUACACAGCAGCAACAGCAGAACAAAAUCUUGAUGGCUUUAAUGGAGAAUAAGAAAAAGGAAUAAUUGUUCCAGUGGAACACCUGUUAAUGGCACCAUCAAAAGAUGUUGAGUUUUUAUAGUUUGUGAAUAUCUUGUGUUUGAAUUGUAAAGCCUGGUGGGCACAAAAAGGGGAGAGCGGGUGGAUGUAAAAGAAAAAAGGGAGAGGCACACCUGGUACAAGAACCCAUUUUUUGCAUUGUGCCCAACAAAUUUUUUGUGGUCUGAUUACAUUGACGGUCAAUUAACUGUCAACCCAUUCACCAAUAAGAACAAGGUUUUGCACACCUCUUGGUUAUUUUAUUUUUGUUUACCAAAAAUCGAUGAAUACUGCAAAAUCCCAAUGACAAGCCCUAUAGGCCUAUACAAUGUUUUAUAAACAGGGCUGGGUGGGGGUGUUGGAAAUCUGACCUCGGAAUAAUUAUGACUUGGUGUGAAAAUGUUAAUUAUGGGUCUCAGCAAAUCAGAAUUUUUCGACUGCAGAAAUGAACAGGAGGUAGUUCUUAUGGCAGGUGUACCUUUCCUCUCCCUAUCUGCUCUUCCUUUUCCUUGCCCUCCCACUUUCAUUUCGACACCUGUUUUGCAGGCUUCAAGAAAAGGUAAAACUACACAGUUUAAAUCAAAGAAGUCAAUGGCACAAGGUGAGAAGCAGCAAGCAAAACAGACAGGGGCCACAGAAUCAGAAUGUUGUGCUACUUGCCAAAAAGAAGAACCCUCUGGUUUUGUAGGUGACUCAGUCAACUGGAUUUGUUGUGACAGUUGUGCCAGUUGGAACCACAUGAUUUGCGUAGGGUUAAGUGGUGACCAAGUUUACAACACUGGCACUGUUCAGGCUGUGUUGAAUCCUGGGAGUGACUUGUCUGUCUAAAUACUGCAAUCAGAACAGCUUUGGCCGAGUUAGAUUUCUUCACAACAGAGACAUUAAAUUCGUUUUCUUUACGACUUUUUUGGCGUGAUAUAGAUCACACGUCACGUCUAAAAAAGGACGUAGGUUAAAUUUAAUCAAGUUUGUGAGGUUCCUAUUAAGUCUGGGACACUUUUUAUAUCAAGAAUAGUGAUCUAUCAUCAGUUAUGUAUCAUUUAUCACCAGUUUAAAUUCAUUCGUAUUGUUAGUUUUAUGGAAGUGGUGUAUAUGUAGAUCACACAUAAUGUUUUCUGAUAAUGAAAAGUCCAGUUGUCUCUUGAAAUCAAGUAUGAGAAAUUCAUAGUUGAAGUCUCGAGUCUAGAGCAAACUGCUUAUCUGUAGCUAGGGGCAUGGUAUACAGGAAGAAAAAAUGGCGCUCACUUGCAGUUCAUAUCUGCCGUUGGAAAAUACAUUUCUUUUGCUAUAACUUCAUUAGAAUUUUGAACAAAUUGGCAAACCAUUUUAAAGUGACAUAAUGGCUUUCAGGUUUUGGCAGCACUCCGAUACUAUGCCACCGGAAGUUUCUUGACGGUUAUUGGUGACACAUUGGGAAUCUCAAAGGCAAGCAUCAGUGGGUCGCUGAUGUCUGUUUCACAUUGUCUGGCAAAUUUUGCUCCAGAAUGGAUCACAUUCCCCACAUCAUCAACAGCGGAGAUAAGUGUAAGAGUCUAUUGGUGGCAUUUUAAUAGGCGUAAUUUCAGAAAAUUUCCAUAGCCUACCAAGGGUGGCAUCAUUUCUGCUCAUGAAAAUACAACUAACCAGCAAUAAAGGAAUUUCUCCCAGUCUUCACCAAUUUUGAAUCCCCCACCCUGCUCCCCCCCUCCCAUUGUAGAGUAUGCAUAUUUUCUCGAAUUUUCCAUUCCAUUGUUGUACAGUGCUAUUGAUUCCAGUAAACCUUGUAGGUCGAAUUAUAGCGGUUACCCAGAAAGAGGUACAUGGGGUUUGAACCUAGUGUCCUAUUUUUUCAUUUCUUUCAGAAAACUAUAGCUGAUUUCAACAGCAUAGCUGGUUUUCUGAGGGUGAUUGGGGCAAUUGAUGGCUCAUUAAUUGCAAUUAAGGGUCCAGACAAUGAGGAGCACCUCUAUGUCUGCCACAAGGGCUUUCAUGCGAUUAAUGUUAUGGCAGUGUGCAAUGCACAACUGUUACCUACAAAUUUUUUGAGUAAGUGGCACGGUUCUGUUCAUGAUUCAGCAGUUUUUCACUCAAGUGCCUUGCAAGUGCACAUGGAAAAUGGAGGGGAUAGAAAUGGGUGGCUCUUAGGAGACAGGAGUUAUGGCAUUCAACCAUACCUGAUGACCCCAUUUCGCCCAGAAAUGGGGGUCCCCAGCGGGUCAGGCCAAAAACCAGAAGGCCCAUACCAAAAAGACGAAACACCAUCGAGAGGGCCCUUGGCCUGUGGAAGACAAGGUUUAGAUGUUUAG
Porites evermanni is the source of this 2507-nucleotide messenger RNA. The record is from the annotation of a GenBank genome assembly. Lineage: Eukaryota; Metazoa; Cnidaria; Anthozoa; Scleractinia; Poritidae.